CGGUAAAUAUUGGUGACGUCACACCGCCAAGAUGGCGGAGGGGGAGGACGGGGGCUGGUGGCGGAGCUGGCUCCAGCAGAGCUACCAGGCUGUCAAGGAGAAGUCCACAGAGGCUCUGGAGUUCAUGAAGAGGGACCUGGCUGAGUUCACCCAGGUGGUGCAGCACGACACCGCCUGCACCAUCGCCGCCACGGCCAGCGUGGUCAAGGACAAGCUGGCAAGGGCAGAAGGCUCCUCAGGUGCCACUGAGAAGGUGAGGAAGGGGCUCUCUGAUUUCCUGGGGGUCAUCUCGGACACCUUUGCCCCCUCCCCGGACAAGACCAUUGACUGUGACGUUAUCACACUGAUGGCAACGCCCUCAGGAACCACUGAGCCCUACGACAGUGCCAAGGCUCGUCUCUACAGCCUCCAGUCCGACCCAGCCACCUACUGCAAUGAGCCUGAUGGCCCUGCUGAGCUGCUGGAGGCCUGGCUCGCUCAGUUCAACCUGGAGGAGAAGAAAGGGGAGAUUGCAGAGCUGCUGGCAAUCAGCCCUUCCAUCCGGGCCCUCUACACCAAAAUGGUCCCCGUGGCUGUUUCCCACUUGGAGUUCUGGCAGCGCUACUUCUACAAAUUGCAUCGCCUGGAGCAGGAUGAGGCUCGCAGGGAGGCUCUGAAGCAGCGAGCGGAGCAGAGCAUGCACCAAGAGGAGCCAGGCUGGGAGGAAGAUGAAGAGGAGUUCUUGGGGAUGUCCCCCCUGCCUUGUGCAAACAUCACAUUUCCAGGAGCAGCACAGAAAGAACCCACCCCAGCAGCCCCGGAGGGAAACCACCCUGCUGCUCCCUCUGGGCAGAGCUGGGCUGUGCUGCCCCCAGAGCUGGUCCCAGUGGAGCAGAGCCCCUCAGAGAGCAGCGAGAGCGUGUCCCUUGUGACUCAGAUUGCAAACCCUGCCUCUGUGCCUGCCACCCAGCUACAGACUGCAGCUCCUCCCGUGGGCGCCGGGGACCUCUCCCGGAGGCUGGAGGAGGCCACCUUGGAAGAGCAGAGCUCCCUGCCAAAACCCCCAGAAGCUGCUCAGCCUUCUGCACCUGCCAAGGAAUCUGCAGCAUCCUCAGAGCCAGCAGCUGGAGCAGAGCUCAGAGAGCUGGAGAGCAAAGGCCAGGGCAGGACAGAGACUCUGAGAGAGGAAGGGCCCACAGAUCUGCGAGUGUUCGAGCUCAACUCGGACAGCGGCAAAUCCACCCCCUCCAACAACGGCAAGAAAGGCUCCAGCACGGAUAUCAGCGAGGACUGGGAAAAGGACUUUGAUCUCGACAUGACAGAGGAGGAGGUGCAGCUGGCACUGUCCAAGGUGGAAAUGUCUGGGGAGCUGGAAGAUGAAGAGUGGGAAGACUGGGAAUAAAGCAGCUGCUUCCAGUGUGUGUCACAGGCUCAUUUCCACCAUCGAAUGUGAAUCGAAUCACGGACCAGCUGUUCCUUUGUGUGUGACUGUGCUGGGGGUUGCAGUUCCAGGCUGGAGGAGUUCCAUUCCUGCUAAAACCUGUGGGCAACUCAAGUGACCCCCUCAGAUGCAGGAGGAGGAAGCAGGAGGUCGCUGGCACACAGGAGCCCAACUUCUCCAUCAGUCCUAGAGACUGGCCAAGCCAAAACGGACCCUGAUGUGUGGGGAAGGGGCAGAGUGAGGGGUCCCUGGGGCCAGCUGGGCACUCAGAGCCCUGCCAGCUGUGCUGGGUGCUGCCAGGCUGCCAGCUGGCUCCUUCCUUGCUUGUGUGUGCACGUGUAACCUACAGCUGAGAGGCUCCUGGAUGUGGCUGUGCCUGCUCUGCUCGCUGCUCUGCAAUUCCCACCCGGAAAGCGACGCCCAGGGAGGGCCUGAGGGCUGGAGGUGCUGCAGAAAAUGGCACUUGGCUCGUGGCUUUGACCCUGCAAGGAGCCAAACCCCCUGCCAAACCCUGAGCUUCUGCCUGGCCUUUUUGUCUUGGAAGCUUUUUCUCAUGGAAACUCCUGUUUCCAGCAGUUCCUGGAAGAGCCAAGGCCUGCUGCUCCCCUCCUUUGCAGCUGCACCACCUCCCUGCACUGGGUUUUGUGUCUUUCUGGGUAAAUUCUCCAAGCAGAAUCCUCGUGGCUUGCUCUCACUCGAGCCCUGCUGGGCUGACAGUUGUUUGGGUCACCUGGGAGCACAACCCCUUGUGUUGGUGCCCAGCCUGACCCACUGACCACUUCAACCUCUGCUUGACCAGUGUGGGCAGAGAGAGGCUCCCAAAUGUGCCUGGUCCCUGCUGGCUGUGUCCCCCCUGUCCCAGCAGCCACCAGGAGCUUUGCUGUGCCCACUUGGGUUCUCUCUUCACCCCUCUGUGACUGCUUGCCACGUUUCCUUCAACCCCACAGCUUCUUUUUGGGGCAGUUUCCUUGUCAGGACACGAGAUGUUGCUAAUGCACAGUUAUCCCAAGGGGACAAUGUUUGGGGUGACACUUUCUGCCUUUGUCCUGCCCCCUCCACUGGGGCUGGGGGUUUCCUGCUGGGUUUGGACAGCACUAAACGAGGUGGGGUUUUGGGGUUGGGUUUUCCUCUUUUGGGGUGAAUUCUGGUGGGAGAAUCCCUGUCCUGCCAAAGCUCUGGGGACAGCUCUGCUCCUGCCUGGGGUGUGCUGGGUCCAGCAGAGCCUCACCUUGUCCUGGCUCGGAUUAUGGUGACAGGGGACACAGGGGACAGCAGUGGGGACCUGGUGUGAGUCCCAGCUGAUCCCACAGCAGAGCUUGAGGGUGCAGCAUCUGUGUCACUUUCUUUUCUUCUUUAGUCGAAUUAACCGUUGGGUUGGUUGUGCAAUAUUCUCUGUUCUCGAACUACUCUGCAUCUCCCUGAGCUUUUUCUAGCUGGGGUGACAAACCAGGAGCAAUUCUAACAGCUGGUAGUUUUGUAACGAUGACUUUCUCCAAACCUUUUACAGACUUGCAGUUAACAGCAAUUAAAGGAGUUCUCAGAGUC
Messenger RNA from Catharus ustulatus (Swainson's thrush), 2965 nucleotides. It is a transcript of the gene BSDC1, whose product is annotated as BSD domain containing 1. Gene Ontology annotation, cellular component: cytoplasm. Bases 32 to 1381 code for a protein of 449 amino acids. Lineage: Eukaryota; Metazoa; Chordata; Aves; Passeriformes; Turdidae. The record is from RefSeq and is a predicted model, not a curated record. The transcript has 11 exons.